UAACUUGAGUCAGCGCUGACAAUUCGUUGUGUUUCCUUAUCGCACGAGCAUCGUUUUUUCCACACUGUGUACCAUGUCGGCAUCCCCUAUGGCCAGACAAGUCACUGAGAGCAAAACCAUUCCCACCAAAAAAGUGUACAUUAACGACCCUUCGGACCUCCCGUCGCACUACUCGUCAACCCCUGGAGGCACCCUCUAUUCCACCACUCCAGGAGGUACGAAAAUAGUCUACGAGAAGGCGUUCCUGAUGAACUUGAGGAACUCCCCCAUAGCGAAAACACCCCCGAGUUACGGAAUCCCCGAGUCGUUGAUGAAGGGCAAACCCAACCACUACAACGGAACUAACAAACGGUGCUCCAACACCAACAACCACAUCUCGAGGAAGAUCGACGAUUCUCAUGAGGAGCAGUUCCAGAUUGAUAUUUAACAAAGACUGCAUUUAUGGUUUUCGUAGGCUUAGUUGGACACUUCUCGACUCACGCGACCCCUUAAACUCGAAAAUCGACGUGAUAAGAAAUUUUGGGUUUUCCGUAGGCUGCGUCAGAGCGGGAACGUGUCGAUCGAUGUUACUAUUUUCUUUUGUAUUAUUUAAUGUAUUUUUCACUGUGUUCUUAAUAAAACAAUGAAAAUAA
Molecule: messenger RNA, 632 nt
Organism: Zophobas morio
Lineage: Eukaryota; Metazoa; Arthropoda; Insecta; Coleoptera; Tenebrionidae
Gene: Thor
Product: thor
Exons: 2
Coding region: 74-427 (117 amino acids)
Biological process (GO): negative regulation of translational initiation
Cellular component (GO): cytoplasm
Molecular function (GO): eukaryotic initiation factor 4E binding
Source: RefSeq, a predicted model, not a curated record